AUCAAAUCACAACAGGAUGUUUUAUAUUGGCUGAGAGCUAACCACGAUUCAUUUCAAAUCAGAGCUGCUGCUUAUACUUGCAUAACCGAAGUAAAACGCGCAAUAUUGUGUGCUAGUUCUACUGGUUAAAAGAUUGUGACUUAAGUGUUUUAAGAUAAAUAUGCUUCUGCAACUAAGCCUGGUGUGUUCGUUCGUUGUGGGCUGUUUCACGAAGGUCCCCCUUAACCCUGAUUGCCUCUUUGUGAAAUGUAUGGCACCAGCGUGCACCAAUCCACACACGCCACCUGGAAAGUGUUGUCCUAUGUGUCCACAUUCCGGAUGUGUCGUCAAAGGUGUCCACUACAAUGAAGGUGCUUCUGUGACCUCAAUGAGCACUCACCCGUGCGAAGUAUGCUACUGUAACAACGGGUCCGUACAGUGCUCGUGGAUGAUGUGCCCGGACUGUGUAGGCGAAGUACCACCUGGCCAGUGCUGCCCGCUAUGCGCAUCAGAACCUUCUGAUAUGGAAUGACGACACGGGGGUGUAGACCAGAUCGAGUUUAAAAAUUAAUUGUUGCAUCUGCUUGAAGUGACAAUAUACGACUUUGUUUUUAAACUUCAAUAAAAUGAAAUAAUUACGUUAAACAAAACUGUUAUUUGCUUUUAUGAAAUUCACAAUGAAGAAAACAUACUAAGUACAACCGUCAGGUUUAUUAUAAUAAUAAAAAAAAUGCAUACGUUGAUAGAA
This is a messenger RNA of Dreissena polymorpha, 727 nucleotides long. Its product is annotated as kielin/chordin-like protein. NCBI's taxonomy places the organism in Eukaryota, Metazoa, Mollusca, Bivalvia, Myida, Dreissenidae. The coding region runs from base 161 to 511 and encodes 116 amino acids. Gene Ontology annotation, molecular function: protein binding. The record is from RefSeq and is a predicted model, not a curated record. The transcript is spliced from 4 exons.